ACUAUGCAUAUUGCGUACAAAACCCUAGCAUAUACGGAGGAUUUGAUAUUUAAGCUUCUGCCCAGCUCCCACCGUCAAUCGCCAUUCGCUGCUAAAAGGUAGAUUCCUCAUACAAGAAAAAAGACAUGGAAUUUUCUCUAGAUGUUGCUUUGCUUGAGUUGCAAAAGUCAUGCAAAAACAAAUCUCCGGAAAACCUUACGAUAUCACCCUUCGGUAUCUCAGUAAUACUCCACAUGAUUGCCAACGGAGCAGCAGGGCCUACCUUGGAUGAACUGCUUCACUUUCUCCGGGUAGAAAAGAUUGAGGAUUUGGAUUUAAAGGCCCCAAAGCUAAUGCAGAUCGCCAAAUCUUCCAGCAAUCUCGAAACGAAUGAUGGCCCAGUAAUCUGCAAUUUUAAUGCUGUUCUUGUGAGUCACAAACGUACUCUCAAAGAAAGUCACCGAGAAUUUCUGGAAAAUAUGUUUCAUGCCAAAGUCAAGUAUGUUGAUUUUUCUCGCAAGGGUUAUCAUGAAGCAGAGUAAUAAAUGUCGAUAUUGACAAGGAGGAGGCAUUCUAAGGUUUAUGUGCAAUGGUAUGUAUCCUUUCUUUCUAGCAUUUGAAAUUUAAUUGGGGAACCAGUUAAUAUUUCGUGUUUCAUCAACUUGCAAGUCAGAGCAAACCUGUCAGGGGCUUUGAAUGCAAUGAUUUUCAUUUGUAAGGCUAUUUCAAGUUGGCAGGUUAUCUGCAAUGGUAUGUAUCUUUUGUAAUUUCAAGUUGGCAGGUAAUGUGCAAUCCGUUCUAAAUAAUUUGUGAUGCUGCUUUUCUCAUGUUUUUUUUGCUUUCAGGAAUGAGGAGUUGAGCACACCUGAGGUAGCCAUUAGCUCAGAAUCGAAACUUCCUCCAAAAUGACCCAUCGACUUAUAUUUGGUUUUAUAGUAUUAGGAAUUAUGACUAGUAGUAGGUUCAGGUAUUAAUGAUAUGGUAGAAGAAAUUGUUUGUUUCAAUUUAUAUAAAAUAAUUGAUAUUGGAAGUGGCAGGAAGGGAUGUUUUUGUCAUGGCUAGGGAUUGCAAAUCUGCAGAGGAAGGAGGAGGAUGAAUGUUUUGCAGAAUUGCAGAUUUCAGUAUUCCACCCUUGCACUGGAUCAAGCUUGUUUCGGGAAGUGAAGUCUACUAAUGUUAGAGCAGUUUGAGUACAGAAAGAUUAAACAAUCGUGUUGCUAUUACUUGCUUCCUUUUUCAAUUCACUUGUAGAUGUACGAAAAACAAGUUUAUUUAUAUCUUUUUUAACAUUGUUAUUCUUUCAAAAAAACAUUGUUAUAUUAUAAUUGAAAUUCUGGUAUUAGUGUCUAUUUCUUCAUUGGAUACAAUAAUAUGUUACUCC
Molecule: messenger RNA, 1360 nt
Organism: Cuscuta epithymum
Lineage: Eukaryota; Viridiplantae; Streptophyta; Magnoliopsida; Solanales; Convolvulaceae
Source: the annotation of a GenBank genome assembly